AUCCAAAACAAUUAAUUAACAACAAUAAUUCUGUAAUGUUGAGGGCGCAUACCGAUUCACAACGGAACCCUUUAUACCUUUAUAUGAACAACAUUGUAGAAGAUAUUGUCGUUAUUCUAGCUCGGUAAGUGAAUAAUUCUCACAAUCUUUUCCAUGUUUUCUCAAAGGAGAAAUUUGUAAGUUCUUUUGUUUUCAAAGAACAAAGAAACGUAAAAAAAAUCCGUACAGUCGUCUUUGGAGUCUAAUCAAUUGUUGGUACCCCUGUAUAAAUUACGGUGUUACUCACAAAGGAUAAGACUUCAGAGACGACUGUACGGAAUUUAAAUUUCAUGCUUCAUUAUAUUCAAGAUUCUCUGCAACAUUAAACUCGUUUUUUUUGACAAAUCAUUAAAAAUGAAAUGAGCCAUGAAUAGAUCAUUAAGACCUAGUUCAAUCUUAGGAUCGACAUAUUUUAAGAGCUUAAAGUCGUCUUUACAGUUUCAUCCUUCGUGGGUCCCCCUGUUUAUCUCAGAAGCUGACAGAAGUUGUAUCAUGAAGGUUAAUCUCAGCGAAUACUACUUUCAAAACGGGGGAAAUGUACAGAAGUGUCUGUGAUGUAAACUGCAUAUUGUAAAUCUUUCUGAAUGUUUGUGGAUCCAGAAAAAAUGGCGUCCAGGAAAAAACUGAAUUCGUUUCUGUUUACAAUGACAAGUAUACUCAGCAUAUCUUCACUAUUCAUCUAUGUGACAUCAGUUCCUUCUAGAACAGUAACUGUUCUUCCCUGGGGAAACUGGAAGACAAGUUCCCCCUGGGCUGGGGAUAAAGAAUGUGGUGAGUUUGUGACAAGAAUAGUUAAACCAGGAACUAUCCCUAGUAGAGCACUUGCCUCCUACCCUGGUUCAGGGAAUACUUGGAUUAGAUAUCUUAUUGAGGGCGCCUCAGGGAUCUAUACUGGGUCCAUAUUUAAUGAUAAAUCAAUAGCAAGCGCAGGACAUAAUGGAGAACUGAGGAAUUUCAGCGAUGGUUCCACAAUCCUUCAAAAGACCCAUCACAGAGCUUUAUAUGUGCCAGCUUAUAUGAAAUAUUCCCUGGAAUGGAGAACUAACCAUAUUAAGAUGUUUGAGGGUCGUGCAGUUGUUGUUGUUCGUAACCCUUUCAAAGCUAUUCUAUCCUACUGGAAUUAUAUCAGUACAAAAAGCCACACCGCGUCUGCCGACAACAACAGCUUGCUGUCGCCAAAAUUCCAGGAUUUUGCUUUUGUUGGAAUCAACCGCUGGUAUGAAGUCAUCUCUGAUUGGCUUGACUACGGAACAGAUGUUUAUUUUGUGUUCUAUGAAGAUCUCCAAGAGAAUCCUGUAAACGAAAUAAAAUCCCUGUUUGACCAUCUGGGAAUGGAGCUAGACCCGAACAGACUAAAGUGUAUACAGAAACAUCUGACUGGAAGCUUUGAGAGAAAGAAGCAUAUUGAUGAGAAUCCGUUUUCUUUAGAUCAUCAAGCUUUGUUCAGACUUGUUAUUGAUCUUGCCAGCAAGAGGAUAGAGGAGAAAACAGGAAAAUCACUUCCAGUUCAGAAAUAUACCUAUUAUAAGAUGGAUACCACAAAUGUACCUUAAUAAAAAAUAUAUAUUUUGUUUUUGUAA
Molecule: messenger RNA, 1619 nt
Organism: Eurytemora carolleeae
Lineage: Eukaryota; Metazoa; Arthropoda; Copepoda; Calanoida; Temoridae
Product: WSC domain-containing protein 2
Exons: 3
Coding region: 624-1592 (322 amino acids)
Molecular function (GO): sulfotransferase activity
Source: RefSeq, a predicted model, not a curated record